Molecule: messenger RNA, 7539 nt
Organism: Oryzias melastigma (Indian medaka)
Lineage: Eukaryota; Metazoa; Chordata; Actinopteri; Beloniformes; Adrianichthyidae
Source: RefSeq, a predicted model, not a curated record
AAUCAUGACAUCAGAAAGGGGAGGAGUCGCGUUUGCCGGAGAGAUUAAAACUGAGCCCGACAGCUGCAAAAGUCAAGAGGAACUGAAAGCGGGAAGAUGAGGAUGUGAAGUUUUCACGCCAUUGUUCGAGUUCAGAGGAUAUCACCAUCUUCCCCCAAGCUCAGACUGAAAGAUUGCUGGGUAGCACUAUGGAGUACAUUCUUUUUUGUCAGGUAUGCUCUUCAAGGUUUCCAAAAGUAAAUCAGUUCAAGAAACAUUUGUUUUCCUCUAAACAUAAAAAGGAAGUCUACCCUGCAUUGCUUUUGUGGAUCCAAAUCUUAAAUACAAAAUAAACAAACCAGUUGUGGGCCUAUCCAUGCUAACUCUGUGUUUCAGUACAUUGGGUGGAAACUCUUUUUACCUGUGUCAUGUCUGUGAGAAAGUCUGUUUACUUCCUAAAAUUUUGGAUCACAUUUUUUCUGAAGAACAUUACAGUAACUUUUUGAGUAACACAAACCCAGAUGAACUGAAUUUUUCCUGGAUCCCAAACAUGGAUAUGGAAGAGUUUCUUUUUCCAAAGUUUAAACCCAAUGAGGGUACUACGCCAGUGCUGCAGAUUUUGGAACUACCCAAACAACUUUUUGAGAGACUCUUAUAUAAACCAUAUUCUGAAGUAAUGAACACUCUAAAAGAGAACGCGAAGCUUUACAAGAAGCUAAAAGAUUUCCAGCCAAAAAGGACAGAUAUUUACACGUACCAAAGUGACAGCAACAGGAAGCAUCCACUUCUCGGCAUGCAGCACAUUGUUGAAUGUAUUGCUGCUGGCCCAGUUGAGAAGAAACGUUACCUCUGCACCCUCUGCACUCAGACAGUAGCUGCUCAUGGGAUCAUCAAACACAUCCUGAGCUUCGACCACAUUUAUUGCUUUAUUAACAAAUGUCACCCACAUACAUUGAAGUCCAAAAAUUCUUAUACGGACUACAAGGCCACUGCCUCUGUGAUGCUUGAUUUUGCAAGACAAAUGGAGAGAAUCCACGGGACAACAAGUACUAUGACACAAGUGCUACUUCAGCCGGACAAAUUAAAGUCUGCGAAUUUCUCAGAUUAUUGUGAAGCCCUGAAGAGUCUGACAUCCAUGAAGACGGACAGCUUUUCAGUGAGCGUUGCACCAGGGCAGGAGUCAGAGAGCCGUGCUCCCCCUGCCCCACCUCCAUCUUUAAGCCAUGUCAAAUGCACACUUCUUUGCCAGAACUGCAGUGAUGUUUUUCCCAUAAAACAUUUUCUUGGCCACCUGUCAAAUGGGAAGCAUUUCAAGAUCAUGAAUAAAUAUUUUAGUGAAGCUCAAAGAGGAUUUGUUUUUGGCCAAAAAGUGAAAGUGUACCUGGCCUUGUUUACCUAUGUCUGUGAUCGCUUGAGGCUAAAUCAGCCAACUGUCGGAACAUCUUUGGUGGUGACCUGCAUCUCCUCACAGAUGGAGGCAGAACCGUUUUCUUUGUGCUUCGCUUGUCAGGAGUCGUUCCUUCAAUCCCAUCUAAGCAUCCACUUUGAAUCCAGAAGUCAUCUCAUCAACACUCUGAUGUACCUGAAUCCUUGGCGGCUGCCUUUUGGCUGUCAGCAGGACCUGGACGAGAACACACUGAGAUUGGUGGCAAGAGAGGAGGAGGAGGAAGGAGGAGGCACAGAUGUCAUUUUGAAGGUGCUUGAUUUGCCAUAUGAAAUGUUUUGGAAGCUCACAUCUAGAGACUACAAACACGUGAUGUACAAACUUCAAGUGUACCAAUCUCUAUUAAAGCGGGGAGUUCCUAAAAAGCAAACCCUCUGCAAACUCCAGCAAAAUGAGAAAUUUCCUCUGCUUGGCAUGCAGUUCUUGGUGGUCUACACUCCCAGGUCCAGUGACUUGGAGUCUGUUCAAAAAGGCCAUCUGUGUUUGCUCUGUCAAAGGAAGCUGAUGCCGGAGGAAGCUCCAGUUCACGUGUUCAGCAGGGAACAUGUCGUUGCUUUUCUGAAUGCUUUCCACCCUGGCUCACUGAACUCCAGCACUGUUGAUGCAGAAACUUUGUUGGACUUGGCAAAACAGGCGGGCUCUCUUCAUCCCCUAUCCAGUGUGCAGGAAUUUUGCUUGGACAAACCCAUCAUUGAGCCAUGUUCCUAUCAGAUAGUUACAAGGAUCCUGGGUGCUGCAAAGAGGAGGGAAGGUAAAGGAAGUCUCGAACCAGUGAUCAGUGCCAAGAUGAAGCUGGUCCCCAGGAACACUGGAAAAGUAUUGGACCAGAGCAUCAGGAGAAACGAGGACACUGUCAAGCCUGGCGCUGUACAGAUCAAGGAGGAAAAAGCUGAAAGCCAUGAAAAACAACUGGAAACCGAUCCACAGAUGUCCCUCAGAAUGUGUCCGAAUGCAGAGAAUGCAGAGAACCAGAUAGUGAAGGUAAAAACAGAAGUGCUUUCCACUGAAGAGUCAAGUAAGGAGAGUGGAAGAAGGGACAAGAGCUCGAAUGGAAAAGACAGAGCCCAGACCGACGCAAGAGCGAUCCAAAAGAACAAACAGCCAAGUGAGACUGAAGAGAAAAAAAGAAAAAGUUCAUUUUGUGAACCAUCACAAGCAGAAAAACAUGAGGAUUCACAAAGAGGAACUAGCUCUAAAAGACCAAGACUGGCCUCAAACAUUGAUGAUGAGGUGUCCACAGUUAUGCCUGAAUGUGAAAUCAAAAAGGAGAAAACCAUAGAGGGGGAUAUUAAUAAAGUGUCAAGCAAACUUCUAGAGUGCCGUUGUGGUACACACAAACCCAUCUACCUGUGCGGGCGCUGCAUGCUCAGGAUUUCAGGAAAAGACAUCCUCAGCCACAUGACUGGAUUUGACCACCAGGAGAUGGUCCAUGAGGUUUUUUAUACAGAUGAAAAGAUGUUUGUUGACAUCUCCAAACAAAGCUUUCAGUCAGCAUUUGACACGUUGCUCUGGCUUGGUUUCGACUUGUCCGGCCAGAGUAAGCCACCCAUAACUUCAGAUCCACUUUGUGCUGAAGGCUCUCCUCAUCCUCAGACCAUGACACAAAAUAAUGAUGCCAUGGAUAUUGACAGUGAAGACAACUGUGAUGCAGCUAUAGACUUGUUUAUUGGGGCAGAAACUUUCUCCAGAACUAUUGGAGCCCAAAUGGAAUGUGGUGAAGAAACAUCAGAUGUAAACACCCACCUAUGUGACGCAAGCACAGUUCUGUUUACAGGAAGUGACAGCCCAACCACUGUUUCUCAAAGCACAAGUACUGAACCUGACCGGACCACAUCUAAUCAGAAAAUGACGCCAACCAAAUUAUCAGCAGGUCCUUCUGCAGCAGCCAGCUCCAAACCAAUGUCCAAAUCUGUGACUGAACUUAGACUCUUGGAAAGAACUGAGUCUGCAUCCAAGGACGGAGCAGUUCCAGCGAAAGCUGCUCUCUCUUCUCAUGCAGAGGGGGUGAAGUUGCAUGCAAAAAUUCACUCUUCUUCCACAAGAACAGUUAAAAAUCAAAUCAACGUCCCAGCUAAAAUGCCAACCAAGUCAAAUAAACCUGGGAACACUGACCCUUGUGCUAGGACUGCACACAGGACAAGAUCAGUUGAAGCUAAUGCAGACAAUGUACCACAUGCUGAUGAGAGGAGCCAACAUCCAGCUGGUCACCCAAAGCCAAGCUUAUCUACCAGAUGUAGACAUAAAAGCCUUCACAAAGAGCCAUUGCAUUUGUCUGCAAGUAAGACCAGUCCAAGUGGGAAUCAAGAAAAAGUUGGCACAAAUCACCUGAUUGUUGUGUCAUGGGAUGGAAAGCAGCAGGUCUACUGUAUGCUCUGUUCGGUAAAACUGCACUUGUCCAGUUCCCUCCAUCUGGUCAGCACAAACCACCAGUACAACUAUGUGAAAAGACAGUACCCUGAAUGGACGGCGAAGCCCUCUGAGUUGGAGAGUAAACUGAAUCACACAGUGGCUCUCUUGGCUAAGAUUGAGAGGGACUUACCGCAUUCUCGAAGUGUUCAGAAGCUGAAAGUAACUAAGGACGUAUACCAAGAUCUCGGUUGUCUUCUGGAUGAUGAAGCUGUGCAGAAGGUGAAAGCCAUGGUGAGAAAAAAAGACCCUGUAGACUCGGUGUCCUCCUCAGUCCACUAUGCAGAUGAAGUUCCAGAUCCCUGUGAAGUUUCAAGCUCUGAUGACGUUCAAGCCCCACAGACUGGGACAACAGGAACUUCUGAUCAUGACGUCAGCAGUGAAAGUGGGCAUCAGUCAGAAGAUCACCAGAUAGGAGGAAAAACUGUUUUCAGAAAAAUAGAGCCCAACCAGACAGCAGGUAAAUUCAUCAGACGGCAGAGUUCAGAUGAGCUUCCUUCAAAUGUGGCUUUAAAUCAGAGCAAUCCAGAGCCCAUUCAAUCACCUGUUCUUCAAGUUGAAGAUGUAUCAGAUCUGUUUUUUGAAAGGCCGAAUACAAACCUACAGGAAACACAGAAAUUAUCAAGGGAUCAAGUUUUCUCGCCAAAGCUGCAGCCUGUCACAGAACAGAGGAAGCUGGAACAAGGACACCCAGUAGCAACUGCAGGGCAGGAAGCUUUGCCCAAAAGGGUUUUUAUUGGAGGAAAAGCACGUGCCUCCAAUAACCUGUCACUUUAUUUGAAAGCGAAGUUGCCUAGCUCAACUGCAGUCAUCGGCAAAAGCUGCAUAUGGGAGUGUCAGGGGAUCAACAUCGACCAGAAGACCUUCUUCCUGUGCGAUUGCUGUGAGGAGAAAGUCUUCCUCCCGAACAUCUGCCAACACAUGAUCAGCUCUCAUCACCAGCUCAAAUACUUGGAGAGGGACUACCCCGAGUAUCUUCAGAAGUUCUGGUAUGAUGAGGAGCUGCUCCUUGAAAUGAAGCUGGAUAUUUUAAACACGGUCGUUCUGAAGCUCUCAAAUCAGGAGCACGAGCAAACGGUGGCUGCACAGUGUGUGUGUCUGAGUCCGGAGCUGCAUGGAUUCAUUUUGAGCGCUUCAUUCAGUGAAGCCUUGAAAAUAAUACAAAGCAUCAAAGAUGAGGAUAAUCGAGGAGCCAUCCAGCUUCCCAUCAGUGUUCCUGAGCAGGAAAAAGCUGCACUAGAAACUAAACCCUCCUGUUUUGAAGGGGCAAAAAUGUCUAAAGAUCCAAAAGCAAUUGAAGACGGAGGGUUCUCCAGUCUGUCCUCUUCUGCUCCAGAUGUGUUCCAGACCCCUGGACCAAAGGAUGCCUGUGAUCUGGAAGCUUCUACUAAGGUUGGAAGGAUGGAGUUAGACUGUUCCUCCUCAAACCUGGAUCCCGUCCUCCCCGAUGCUGGCUCACCUCACACCCCUCAGAGUCUCUACGGUGGAUCACACCCUGAUGAAUCGACACCAGCCGGGUUCCAUUCCCUCGAUGUCAACGAGGAGGAAGAAUCUUUGAAAUCUUCUCCUGUUACUCCUACAGUCAGUCGGAGCCUAAACGUGCCUGUAGGAGAUGAAAGCUCUUCAAGCAGAAAAAGGCCAGCUGAUACAUCUGGGGAAACAUUGUUCACAAUUAGCAGCCAGAAAGAAGACCCUGUACAAGCUGAAGAUGAACUGAACUUGCUGAAGGCAAAGGCCGAGGCCUCCUCGCCACCUUCCUACGAAUCUAUCUUGCCUCAUCCUGCUCCAGGAUUCACUCUAGAUUCUCCAACAGAUGAAAAUCUCAGUGCUGUCCCCAAACUCAUAGUUCUCGAGAAGCUAAUAUCUGUACUUAAAAAAAGCAUUUCUAUAACGGUGAAAGAGGGGCAAUCUGUCACCGUACCAGACUCAGAACUAGAGCAAAAACAAGUUGAUAAUUCACUGGACAGGUUAGAAAAAGAUCCUACUGAUGACUUGGAGUGCAGCAACCAACCUGGUGCUAGUGAUGGAAACUCUUCAUCAGUCGCUGACAUGCCUACUCUACCUGUACAAGACGAGAGCAGCAUGAGCCAGAACCCCUCAGAUUCCACCACUAGUGACCUUAAGAUUCCAGAGUCAUCUGGUACUCCAGAGAUCAGAAGCACUGCGGUCUGUCAGUCGCCAAUCAAGACCAUCAUCUCAGCGCGGCAAAAGCCUGCUUUUCCCUCGUAUCAGACAGAGUACCAAGGUGAAGCCAGCAGAGGCCUUCAAAGCAGCAUCCACACAGAUGAUGCCGUGGCAGCUGCUCAGAGCUCCACAUCCCAAAGCCAAAUGACUGACGUCCCAGAUGAACCUUCAGACGCUCUCCAGUAUGCUGCAAACCAUGCAGCAGCAAAUAGCCUGCAGAAAACGACUGAAAGCCUAUCUCAGACGAGUUCUCACACCAACCAAGCGGGUACAGCCGAGAUGGGGAACUACCUGUUCCUUUUGUCCACGGGGCAGAGUUACUCUAGUGUAGCCAUUUCGGAAGGUGGCGUUCAGGGGCAACUGCAGCAUCAACGUCAGCAAGUCCACCUGCAGCAACAAGUCCGCCUGCAGCAGCACCGAUUACAGGAAGUGCAGGUGCCUCUGCAACAGCAGCUUCAUCAAUAUGGACGGAUGACUCGGCAGGACACUAUGCAGCAAUAUCGGCAACAGAUGUUUCAGCAGCAGCAGGCACCUCAGCAACAGAUGUUUCAGCAGCAGUGGUCUCGGCAGCAGAUGUUUCAGCAGCAGUGGUCUCGGCAGCAGAUGUUUCAGCAGCAGUGGUCUCGGCAGCAGAUGUUUCAGCAAUAUCGGCAGCAGCAGCAACAACAAGUACAGCAGCAUUUGUUUCAGCAGCAGCAAAACUACAAUUUAUGGACUGGUUCAUGGCAGAGUUGAGUUUUAAGUGAAUGUGUUCAUCUGUCCUAUUUUCUACAGUUGGGCUAAUGUUUUUUAUACCUUUUUUAUGAAGAUGCUACAAAACCCCUCUUUAUGUUCAAUUAAAGAAAAUGUUUUCAUUUAGUUUUAAAUGCUCCAUGUUGUUCAUUUCUGUGUUCCAAGCAUCUCAAUAGUGUUGCUUAGAGGGAUACAUUGUUUGAAAUUAAAUAUAUUUUUGUAUUCCUGUUAUAACUUAACAUGUUUAUUCAACUUCUUGUGAAGCAUUAAUUAUUUGCUUGUUUUUGCCAUUUGUUUGUGUUUUUACUUUUAGCAGAAUUCUUGAUAAAAGAUUAAAUGCACUUAAAUUCAGUUUGCUUUAUGUAAAAACCCCAGAAGUUGAUGCCUUCUUUCCCCCAAAAAAUGUUUCUUUGCUUUUUACAUUAGUAUUUGGAGAUUCCUUUCCAAAAAAGGAAAGAAAAUAUGCAGGAAAUUUCUAAAGACUGAAAAUGCAGAAAAAUAAUUUCAUUAAAUAUGGUUCAUUCUUUUGACAGGAAGACCAAUUCUCCACACUUUCACCGUCAAGUAAAUUCACCUAGACAACAAAGAAACACGCAAAAACCACAAGCAAACUUUCAAUUUUUGUCCACAACAGGAAGAAAUACUGCAUUCCACCACUUUUUCUCCAAGGAUGACUUCUCCCUUAAGAAUACAAGUGGGAGUUUACGACAUACACAUAGAGAAACGAGGUUAAAAGUUCAUUAGAGAUGUUGUGUAAUAAAUCUUUUGGGAGGGUUUUCAUUCCCAACAUCACA